CUGGGGUGGGUACCUGUUUGACACGUGACUGCUUUUGCUCUUGUCUUCCGAGUUCUGUAUUGGUUCUUUGUCUGGCCAAAGACCGUCUUUUAGCUUGUCCUUGACCAAAUCUGUCACGCCCUGCUAUAGAACCAGCGUUAAAGCGCAAUCGGGAGCUGCUGGUGCAGGUGCCGCUGGUUCCUUUUUGCCAUGCCUGCAGGAGCCUCUUGGCCGCGCUACUUGAAAAUGCUCAGUGCAAGUAUGUUGGCCAUGUUUGCUGGUGCAGAAGUUGUCCAUCGUUAUUACAGGCCCGAUCUUACGAUACCUGAAGUUCCUCCCAAGCCUGGAGAACUCAGAACAGAACUGUUGGGCCUCAAAAAAAGAAACCAGGAAGUUCAGGCUUCACAACAGUGAUAAUACACAGAAUGUGAUUGCAUUUGUCCAUGAACUGGUCUAAUAUUUAUAACUGAACCUGUACCAUUUGACAAGCUUCUGGCAACAUGGGAUAUACAAGUUCAGCUAGCUUUUGUCUGUUUUCUGAAAACAUGAACUGUUGUUACUUUUAGUCCCUGUUCUUCAUUGCCCCCUCCCAUGCAAUACAAAGGCAACCCAUUACAGUGUUGCAAGAAACCUGCACUUGGCUGAAUUGUCUCUUCUCUUAAAGAUACAGGCGGGCCCCGCUUAUACGGCAGGUUCCGUUCCGGACUGCUGCUGUAAAGCGGAAAUCGCCGUAAAGUGGGAACCCAUUGAGCAUAAUGGGGUGUAUUGUGCAAAAAUGCCACAAAAGCACAAAACUGGCUUUAAAAUGGGGAAUUCCUGUUGCUGCAUUAGCAGAAUGCUGGAAAGUGAAGCGCCGGUAAGCGGGGCCCUACUGUACAGAAUCAUUCUCAGGCCUUGAGCCUGGCAACCCUACUGCAGUGUUGUCUAUUGACCUUACAGCCUGGCCUUUUUGGGCCUAGGGAAAAGUCUGCCAGCAUCUCAGCAGCCCCUCCAUAGAAAAUAAAGGAGGGCUCAUCCAGAUGACCCUGUCAGCAGACCAGAUGGAUCAAUUGCUGUAUCCAGCUCACUGUUCAGUAGUGGGCCUCCAUUAAGCUUGUGUCAGCCUUCCUGGAAGUGGCUGUAAUGUAGCUCACCUUACUGUGUGGGGCCUUCUAGUACAUCACUGGCCUCAAGCAGGAAAGGCUCUGGGAGGGAAAUGACCCACCACCACCAAGAGAAGGCCCUGCUGUUCUUCCUGAAAGGAUAGAUGGUUCCAGUGGUGGGGAGGACAACCCAGCUAAUGAAAGCAGCUUUGGAGCCUGCUUAAGUUUUAAAUGUCUAGUUGUAAUGGGGCAGAUACCUCCUCAGACAGCUAGUGCACUGAACUUCCCACACUUGAAGAAGCUAUGUGAAAUUGUUUUCUGUACUCUGACUUUGGCUACAAUGCUAAUGCUGCUUACCCAGAAGUAAACCCAACCAAAUUCAAUAGGACUUACUUCUGAGUAGACACAGCUAGGUUUGCACUCUAGGUAAGAGCAGCCAGUUCAUCAUACUUCUGAAUACCCAGGAGUUAUAUUUGCUGUACCAAUAUGACUUUUCUGUAGAGCAGGAUCUCACUGCCGUCAUUCAUGCUUAGCAACCCUAGAUUGACAAAUACAUUUUUUGUACAAAGGACUUAAAGGAUAAGUUCAGAAUCAACAAAUGAUAUGAAGCUCAGUGUGUCAUGUGACCACAUACACCUCUGCUUUAGUUUGUGUUGUUGCUGGUAGAUGCACUUCCACAGCCAGAAAACCUGUUUUCAUCUUUGCACAAGAACACCUGUCUUAAAUAGAACAGCUGCUUAAAAGUGCAUUGUAAGCACCUGCAGACUUGUCAACUACAGUUAAAACUGUGGAAGAACAAAACGUUUUCUCAAUUAAGCACUGCAAGUUUCUGGAGAAAGAUAUGCUUGAAACUUGAGCUGUAGUAAGACUUCGGUCCCCAACUAGUGCUUGGAAUGCCAUUGUUUCCUGUUUGUAUCUUAAAGAUGGAAGACAUGAACAUUCAGAUAUUUUUUAUGUUGUCCCAAUACAGGAGCUACUUAGGUUUUAAGUGAAGUCUACAAGUUGUCCUACUUAGACUGCAGGGUACCAUCUUGUCCCCCAUGCUGUUUAACGUCUAUAUGAAGCCCUUGGCAGUGAUCAUCAGGAGAUUUGGGGUGAGGUGUCAGCAGUAUGCUGACGAUACCCAGCUCUAUUUCUCUGUAACAUCUGAAUCAGGAGAGGCCAUGCAAGCCCUGGACCGCUGCCUGGACUCAGUGGUGGGCUGGAUGAGGGCCAAUAAACCAAGUCUGAAUCCUAGCAAGAUGGAGGCACUGUGAGUUGGUGGUUCCCAAGUUCAGAUAAUUGGUCAGUUGCCUGCCUUGGAUGGGGUCAUACUCCCUCUGAAAGAGCAGGUUUGUAGUCUGGGGGUGCUCCUGGAUCCAUCUUUGUCACUAGAGGCCCAGGUGACCUCAGUGGCUAGGAGUGCCUUUUACCAGCUUUGGCUGGUAGGACAGCUGCAGCCAUUUCUGGACCUGGAUAGCCUGGCCACUGUUGUCCAUGCACAGGUAACCUCCAGGCUGGAUUGCCGUAAUGCAUCCUGUGUGGGGCUGCCCUUGAGGUUGGUCCAGAAGUUGCAGCUGGUGUAAAAUGUGGCAGUGAGACUGCUCACUGGGACAGGGUAUUGCCAAUGUGUCACCCCGCUGCUGAAAGAAUUGCACUGGCUGCCCAUUUGCUACCGGGCUAAGUUCAAGGUUCUAGUCUUGGUGUACAAAGCCCUAUACAGGUUGAGACCAAGAUACCUGAAAGACCAUCUUAUUGUUGGGCUGUUGACCCAUAGGCAUUACUGUCUCUAGUUGUUUUCCAUAAAGCCUGCAAGUUUGGAGAAGUAACUGUUAUCUCCUGGCCUGAGAGAGAGCAGACAUCCAAGGCCAGCGGUUGUCAUGGUAAUGUGAGAUAGCAACUGGGAAAGUUCUAACAGAGUCUGUAAGUUGUGUCUUCUGUAUAUUGCCUCUGAACUGAGAGGUUGUCUUCUGCGUUUACCUUCGGAGAGAUAUGUACCAGAAGGGGGGGUGACUGAAGAAACUCUACAUGUAUUUACUCUUAAGCCUGUUGGCCCUAAUGUCUUAAUAAAGACUCUUAACCUGAUCUAAUGCAUCUGAGAAGUUUCUUGCUCAACUUAACUCCAACGUAACGUAUGCUGUGUCAUGCAAGAACCGCCACCAUCAACAGGGUUAUGGGCCCAGAUCCACAGCGCGUUACACAACAGUAAGUGGCUGGUCUGAACGGCAGACGGAGUUCCAGAGAGGGCAGCGUGAUUGAUUGUGCCAGACAGAGGUGAGCAGGAUGGCUGUAAACAUGUCUGGAGGCUUGCCGAUGGAACGACUUAAUGAAAAGAAUUAUGGCAGUUGGAGGCCAAGGAUGCGUGCUUUCCUAGUAAAGGAAGAUUUAUGGGAAGUUAUAGAAGGAAACCCCCCGGCAGUACCGACCGAGGCCUGGAAGCGCCGAGACCAGAGGGCGCAGGCAUUUAUAAUCUUGGCUCUAUCGGAUUCUCAACUGAUGAGUGUGAGAGAUGAGCCGUCGGCUAAACAGAUGUGGGACGCGUUGCAGGAUUUGUCCCAGGAAUGGCAGCGGAGGCAGAAGGCGCAGAGAGCCGAGCUGAUGGAAGCUGUCAGAAGCAAAGAGGCGAAAAGUGCCGUGCCGAAGGAGGCAGCCGGAAGCAAGCAAGAGCAGCAGCGGCUAAAGGCUUGUUAUGUUUGCGGAGAUCGUGGGCAUCUCCAGAGAGACUGUGCAGUCAAGCGAAACUCCAGGGACGGAGGCUGGAAACAGGGAAGUGUGAACUUUGUAAACAGAAGUCUCAAGAUUUAGGACCUGUUAACUGGAUUCUUGACAGCGGUGCGAGCCAUAUAUUAAUCACAGACAGGAGUUUGUUUUACACUUCAGAAGAUGUGCAGGACUUUGUUUUACUUGUGGAUGGAUCGCAGAAGAACGUGGAGGCUCGAGGACUGGUGAGAUUUGAUAAACUUGGAAUACUGUCAGAUUGUUUGUUUGUACCAGAAUUGGCUCAUAACGUAUUGUCAGUCAGAAAACUGGUGAGUUGUGAUUUUUCAGUAUUGUUUCACAAAGACAAAUGUUUUGUAAUGAGAGGAGAUCAAGUGUGCUUGCAGGGAAGCCUUAAUGAUUCACAGUUUAAAAUGACCAUGGGUGUAAGGUGUGCUGAUGCCUUGAGUUUAAUGGGGCGGAAAGGGAAUGAUGGUCAGGGCUGUAAACAGACAGCUGUAAAAGGCACACCGUCGGUAUUCACUGCCCAGAUGGAGGAGGUUCAAAGAGAACUUGAAGAGCCAUCAUCAUUUCAAGCAAUCAGGUUGAUGCCUGAGGCAGAGCAGCAAAAGUGGCAGCAGCCAUGCAGGAAGAAUUAAAGGCCAUGCAAAAGAAUGGCACGUGGACAGUAGUAAAGUUACCCAUGGGUAAAAAGGCCAUAGGUUGCAGAUGGGUGUUUAAGAAAAAGAAAGCAAGUUCCGGGGAAGUACAGCGGUACAGGGCACGUUUGGUAGCCAAGGGAUUCACCCAGCAACAUGGAACAGAUUUCGAUGCUGUUUUCGCCCCGGUUGUGAAACAUGAGUCUAUUCGUGUUCUGCUGAAACUAGCAGCGAUGCAGAAAAUGCACAUUAAUCACUAUGAUAUAGGGACUGCAUUCCUCCAUGGUGAUUUAGAGGAGGAGAUAUACAUGGAGCUGCCUCCGGGGUCUGUGUCACAGGAAGGGUUUGUGUGUAAGUUACAUAAGUCUAUCUAUGGAUUGCGGCAGAGUGCACGCUGCUGGAAUGAGAAAUUGGACAGUGUGUUACAAGGGAUGGGAUUUCAAAGAUGCAAGGCAGAUCCCUGUGUAUAUGUCCAGAGAAAUGGAACACAAACCAAUAUCUCUGCUGUUUAUGUGGAUGACAUCAUGUACAUGUAUCAUGAUCAGCAAGAGGAAAGGGAAUUCAGGGAGCAACUGGGCAGGCAGGUGGACACAAAGAAUUUGGGGCCUGUCACCCACUAUUUAGGCACGGAUAUUGUGCGUGCAGAAGACGGAAGCAAAACAUUGAGUCAGGAAAGUAAAUCAGAUCAUAGAAGAACGCAACAUGACAGAAUGCAAUGUUGUGAAGACUCCAAUGGUUGUGGCUUUCCAACAGAAUGUGCAGGAGACGCCCUGUACAGAACCUGAGAAGUACAGGCGCAUAAUAGGGAAAUUGCAAUAUUUGGUGAAGGUGUCUCGCCCAGACAUCUGUAAUGCAGUCAGCAUUUUAAGUAGGAAGGUAGAGCAUUGUUCAGAGGCUGACUGGCAGGGAAUUAAAAGGGUAGUGCGUUAUCUGAAAGGCACGAAGACAAAGAGUCUGGUUUUGACAGGAGCAAAGACAGGAGAUCUUGAAUGUUUUGUGGAUGCAGAUCAUGCAGGGGAGCUGAGCAGUCGUAAGUCAACCUCUGGCAUAGUUAUGAUGUGGCACGGAUCUUGCAUUGAUUGGAUUAGCAAGAAACAAACUGUGGUUGCAACAUCAAGUGCAGAAGCAGAGUAUGUGGCCUUAUCCCAGGCCUGUAACGAGUUGCAAUGGUUCACAAUGCUCAUGCAGGAUUUAGGCAUGGAGAUACAACUACCAAUCACUGUACAUGAAGACAAUCAGACCUGCAUCAAGAUAGCCACAUCAGAAGCUCAUACCAAAAGAACAAAACAUAUUAGUGUCAGAUACUUUCACGUGAGGGAUUGUGUGCAGCAGGGGUUUGUUACCCUGACAUUCUGUGAUACUAACAUAGUGGCUGACAUCAUGACCAAGCCGUUGUGUGAGGAGAAAUUUGGCAAACUGGUGACAAGGCUUGGAAUGAGUUGAAAUUUGAUUGAAUAAAGUUCUAGGUAAGUGUACAGAGAUGUUCUGAAAUGAACUGCAAUGUACUGAGAUGUAAUUUGGAUCUGUAUGAUGCAAUGUAUUGAAAUGUAUUACCUUUGUAUUGUAGAAAUGUAUUGCUGAAAUGGAAAAGUUAUAGAUGCAAUGGAAAGUUUUGCAGUCUUGAUGGAAAAAUGGGAAUAUGUUGGGCUGUUGACCCAUAGGCAUUACUGUCUCUAGUUGUUUUUCAUAAAGCCUGCAAGUUUUGAGAAGUAACUGUUAUCUCCUGGCCUGAGAGAGAGCAGACAUCCAAGGCCAGCGGUUGUCAUGGUAACGUGAGAUAGCAACUGGGAAAGUUCUAACAGAGUCUGUAAGUUGUGUCUUCUGUAUAUUGCCUCUGAACUGAGAGGUUGUCUUCUGCGUUUACCUUUGGAGAGAGAUGUACCAGAAGGGGGGGUGACUGAAGAAACUCUACAUGUAUUUACUCUUAAGCCUGUUGGCCCUAAUGUCUUAAUAAAGACUCUUAACCUGA
Messenger RNA from Rhineura floridana, 6365 nucleotides. Its product is annotated as ubiquinol-cytochrome-c reductase complex assembly factor 6. The coding region runs from base 190 to 393 and encodes 67 amino acids. Gene Ontology annotation, cellular component: mitochondrion. Gene Ontology annotation, biological process: mitochondrial respiratory chain complex III assembly. The transcript has 3 exons. The record is from RefSeq and is a predicted model, not a curated record. Lineage: Eukaryota; Metazoa; Chordata; Lepidosauria; Squamata; Rhineuridae.